GCAGCAAGCGCGGCAUGAUGCUGAUGCUGAGCAGGAGGAUCAGCAGGAGGUCCGCAGCCCUUCUGGCCCAGAGCCGCGGGCCCCGCAGGCACGCGCGCUCUCCACUCCUUGGCAACUCCGUGUGCGCAUCGUCUGAGCCACCGUACCGCGGCUUCGAGCCAUGCCCUGCACCAUCUCUCGCGCCCUUGUCCUCCUUUCCGCCCCGUGGGCGCCGCUGUCGGCCAUGGCCCUGCAGGCAGAAGGCCACGGCCACGGCGACAGGGGCCAAGGCCACGCUGGCGAGGGCCACGGCCACGGCGUCUCGCACGCCUCACGCGGCCACGGCUCCGGCCACGGACACGGCCACGGCCACGGCAAGGUCCAGGCCCAUGGUCACGGCAGCAAGAGCCACGGGAAAGUCGUUUCCCACGUCCACGGCCACAAAGACAAGGACCAUGUUCGCAACAGCAAGGCCAAGAUCCAGAAGUUGCUCAAGGACGAGCUCUUCAGCCCCUCCCACCGCUUCGCUGGCCAGGCGGUGACUGUCUCCGAGGGUUGCGACAGCUGGAAGGGAGAGGGGCUACACUGCGAGACCGAGUUCCCCGAGCACGCCCUCGUGCGCGACUGGGUCCCCCCAGAUGCCGUGGUCAUGGAGUUCGGCGCCCGCUUCGGCACGACCAGCUGCGAGAUCGCGCGCAAGCUCAACAACAGUGGCAACGUGGUGGUCGUGGAGCCCGACCUGAAUGUGUGGGAUGUCCUCGAGGCGAACCUGAAGUCGCACGAGUGCAACGCCCACCUGCUCCGCGGCGCGGUGAGUUCGGUGGACCUUCACAUGGCGGCCAAGCUCAACGUGAAGCGCGGCUACUCCAACAGGGCGCUGCAGAAGGGCGGCGUCGUGGUGCCUGGCUACCAGUUACAAGAGGUGGAGGCUGCCCUCGGUAAGAAGGUGGACACCCUGCUCAUCGAUUGCGAGGGCUGCGCCCAGGACAUGAUGGACCAGCUGGGCCCCGUCAUCGAGAGCGGGCAGGUCAAGCUGCUGCUCAUCGAGGGCGACAUGCCGGUGGGCGCCAAGGACUGCCACUCCCACUGCAUGGACUACGAGAAAUUCUUCGCCUACCUCGCCAAGCACGGCUUCGAGCAGGUCGACAAGUUCAACGACUGCGACAUUGCGCGCACUGGCGCUCCCAAGGGCAAAUGGUGCGGCAAAUGGAUUGACCACUUCGCCUUUCGCCGCAAGUGAGCUGUAGCGAAUACGGUGCUUGCGCGUCCGAGGCCGCUGCGGGCACGUCGUCGAGGCGAGGCCAGUGCUGAGCUUGAAGGUGUCACGCCCUGUGUGUGCCGACGAGUGAGCAGCCGAGCAGCCCUACGGCAGAGUCGCCGGACAUGCGCACGGGGCGUGCAAUCACAGCUGAGAGAGCCACGCAUAGCGAGCUAGUUCCCAAUGUUGCCUGUCAGUGGGAGGGAGGUGGGAAGGUCGAGGAGAGGACGACGACGACGACGACGACGAGCAGCAGCAGCAGCAGCAGCAGCAGCAGCAGCAGCAGCGCCAUGCCUCCCCUUUCUGUUAGAUCGCACGCUCUGAGCGCGACCCCGGCGCCCUUGGCG
Messenger RNA from Prorocentrum cordatum, 1584 nucleotides. The record is from the annotation of a GenBank genome assembly. Lineage: Eukaryota; Dinophyceae; Prorocentrales; Prorocentraceae.